ACUUCAAGAGAUGCAUCUCCUAAAUGUCUUUGCUCUGGUGGUCCUGUUAGCGAGCGCCCGAGCCAGCUUUGAUCUGACCGACCUCUGGCGGAUAGAGGAUCGAUCCCAGGAAGUGGAGGAUACACCCCACGACUCUAGUUCCCUCGAACUCACCUACAACCUUGAGGAACAUCCAGCAGAACUUUCUAGAAGCCAAACUCCCCUCAAAAAUAGCGACAAACCCCGCCAACACAAGGCCCGACACAGAGACUCUCCGACACUACAUGGCGAUCCUCCUCCUCACGUUAACGUCAAACACAAAUAUCUAUCAGACCAUUCGGAGUUAGCAGCACAACUAUCUGAAAUCUUACGACCUUUCUUCUACUCAGGCGAAGGUUCUAAAGAGGCUGUCGAUAAUGUUAGAAAAAUAACUGGCAGCAGCGUUGAUAUACUGCCUCUACACCCAACUUCAAUUAAUACGUACACCAAAGCACCGUUAGCUCUUAUACUAACAUCCCCAAAAGGACAUAAAAGACAGGGAAAGUACGUCUACAAUAAGAAGGAUAAAAACGGCCAUGUAAAAGCUAAUGUUGAAAUAAUCAAUGGCAAUAGCGAAUUUAGUGACGAAGUUAAAGACGGAAACGAUGAUGAUUCGACAGAAGCAGGCAGUUAUGCUCUAAAUAAAUAUGAAGGGAGCCCAAAUGUCCGACAAAAUGGAAGCGAUCAGUGGAGUGAUUACCAAUCCAGUGUCAGUUUUGGCGAUGGCGUUUCAUGGAAUCCGUAUGAAGAUGAAAUUGAUUCGUCUGAACCGGAUAGUUACGUUCUAAAUAAAUAUAAAGUAACUCGAAAUCGCAAAAAACCUGUGAUCGUUUGGCACGAUGCUGAUAACAGAGGACAAGAUGAAAGCGACUUUUCGAUGAAAUUGGAGAGAAUUAAUGAAAAAACUGAUUCAUUAAGGCCGCAUAGUUAUAAUAUACAUGGACACAAAGUAACUCACCAUCGGAAAAAACCCAAGAUGGUUUGGCAUGACGUUGAGAAUAACAGCCAAGAGCAUAGUAGCCGAUGGAAUGAUAACCUUUCGAUUGGCAUCAGCGACAUGAAUACUGAUGGAAAAGUUUCAUGGAUUAUGCCAUAUAAUGAUGAAGUUGACGUUUUCAAAGGAAUGAAACAUACACUAAACAAAGUUACUGAAAAUCACGUAAAACCUGUUUGGAAUGAUGAUUUUGAUAGCAAUGCUGAUGAAUAUGAAAGUAAUCAAUGGGAAGGUCUCAGUGUUAGCGAUGAUAGUGAUGCAAAAGGAUCGCUGGGACAAUCAUAUUCAAUGAACGAGGGACCUGUAUCUCAGAGUACUGAUGAUGAAAAAGACGCAAGUGAUGAUUUAAGCGAUGAAGAAUACGAUGGCAACGGAGAUUUGAAUGAAAAUAACGUAAAAUUGGUUGAUGGUAAUAAUGACGAUUACGCACAAUAUGAUAGCAGCGCAAACGAUUAUUCGGGAGAAUUUGAUGUUAGUACAAGUUUUGAAAACUAUACUGACAUCACGGAAAGUCAGAAUCCCGGUUUGGUUGAUCAUGCCACACCAGUAAAUGGGAAGAAAAAUGUUCAUGGUUGGAAUGAAUUUAACGUUUCAGAAGAAUCGAAUAAUCCUAGUUUAUGGAAGGCCUGGAACGUAGCUAAUGUUUCGAUAGAAUCUGAUGACUCGAAGGAAUCCAACGAAACGUCUAAUUGUAAUCAAGACGACAUUACAAAUGCAGUAAAGGAGAAACAAGAUAUAACAAACGAUGAGACACCGUUUAAUGCUAAUGGCAAUGGAGAUUCUGAUGGAAAAAGCAAUAAGUUAGUUAUAACUUUUGAGAAUGAAGGGGUGAAUAACGAUGGGAGAAAUUGUACAACUGAUUUGAAACUUGCUCGCUCGUAUAACCUUUCGUUCUUGUUUUACAGAUAAAAGACGAUAAAAAAAACUGCUAGCUAACGGCUCACGAUAUCGUUUAAGUUAUAUAAUGACUUGAAAUGUGCUGGACAGAUAAGAUAUCAUAAAUAAGAGUUAUAAUAUAGAUAUAUAUAUUUUUAUAGAGAAGUUUGCAAAUACAAUGGUCGGGCGAUUUAGAUUCGGCGGAUAAGAACUGAUGGAGUUACGCAACGGAUAGGGAUGGAGGGAGGCCUUUGCCCAGCAGUGGGAUACCACGUACUAAUAAAAAAAAAUAAGAUUUCAUUAAUUAUGAUAUAAUGAUUUAUGUUACUUAUUAGUUUAUGUGGGAAUUUCGGGAUAAAAAGUACCCUAUGUAUUAUUACAGGUUAUAUUCUACCCGUGUACCAAAUUUCAUAACAAUCCGUUCAGCAGAUUUUUCGUGAAAGAUUAGCAAACAUACACACAUACAUACAUCCUCACAAACUUUCGCAUUUAUAAUAUCACUUGGAUUAAUUAAGUACUUAAUAUCAAUGAUAAUUGAUAUUUAAGCUGAAAGAGAAUAAUAGAAAUGUCUGUGUUGUGUUGACGCCAUGUUGAAAAAUACAUGUUUUCGAUUUUGUCAUAUUUAUUAAGAUGAACUGUAGUAAUUCACACAAUAAUUCGAGCAUAAUUAAAAAUUUUAUCUGUAUAAAUGCAGCAAACUAGUUCAUGUCAUUAAUAUGUUAAUUAAGUUGUAUUUAUAACCUUUAUUGUAAGUUGAUGCAUUCAGAAAAUGUAAAAAAAAAUGCUGAUGAGUGAAAUUAAAUGCAAGAAGCAAUGUA
Messenger RNA from Plodia interpunctella (Indianmeal moth), 2706 nucleotides. Its product is annotated as protein PFC0760c-like. The coding region runs from base 11 to 1921 and encodes 636 amino acids. Lineage: Eukaryota; Metazoa; Arthropoda; Insecta; Lepidoptera; Pyralidae. The transcript is spliced from 2 exons. The record is from RefSeq and is a predicted model, not a curated record.